Messenger RNA from Ilyonectria robusta, 1143 nucleotides. RefSeq names its product Cullin binding-domain-containing protein. The record is from RefSeq and is a predicted model, not a curated record. Gene Ontology annotation, cellular component: ubiquitin ligase complex. Bases 90 to 911 code for a protein of 273 amino acids. Gene Ontology annotation, biological process: positive regulation of ubiquitin-protein transferase activity; protein neddylation. NCBI's taxonomy places the organism in Eukaryota, Fungi, Ascomycota, Sordariomycetes, Hypocreales, Nectriaceae. The transcript has 4 exons. Gene Ontology annotation, molecular function: cullin family protein binding; ubiquitin conjugating enzyme binding; ubiquitin-like protein binding.
GAUGCACCACAUCGCAGCUGGAGUCUUUGAAUCAGCUCCUACCUGGCUAUCCAAGUUGCCGGGUUUGGCUUCUCGGCUGGGCCGAAACCAUGGGGUGGAAAGGCGUCAAGAAACAUCUUACUUCCCGAGUCAUCCCGGCCUGGUCUCUCUCUAGGAAGUCCAGCAAGGAAGCCCUUGACGCAUCUGUCAAAGAAUCAUCCAAGGAUUCGAAGUCACGAUACUUUUCUUCGAACAAUGACACUAAAGGGCCCUCGCCUCUGGAGACCAAGUUGGAAUCGCUCUUCGCCUCGUUACAAGAUGCAAGCGAUGAGAAGGACAAAUUGGAGCUCGACUCCACAAUGGCAUACCUCACGGAGAAACUGAAAGUCAGUCUCGAAGAUGCCGAGCUUUUUGUGGCACUUGAGGUUGUUCAAGCACCCACUGUGGGAGUCAUCACCAAGAAAGGCUACGUGGACGGAUGGAAGGUGACUGGAGUCGGCGCAACACAUCAAGAGCAUGCUGCGUACAUCCAAAAACUUAUCUCGUCGCUUUCGAAGGACACCGCCCUGUUCAAGAAGGUCUACAGGCACACCUUUGUUGCCGGGAGGGAAAACGACCAAAAGGCCCUUAGCUUGGAAAAUGCCGUCAUCUACUGGGGCAUCCUCUUCUCUGCUCCCGGCAUGGCUUGGAAAACAAAGAGCCAUGAUUUCCUGGAACUAUGGAAGAGUUUCCUCAGCGAGAAGUGGACCCGUUCCGUUAACAGGGAUAUGUGGAACAUGGCGCUCGAGUUCGCUCUUAAGACGAUGUCGGACGAGACGCUGGCGUUCUGGAACGAGGAUGGAGCCUGGCCAAGCGUCAUUGAUGACUUUGUCGAGUGGUGCAAGGAGAAGGGCAUCGGUAAGACCGAUGGCAUGGAUGUCGACGACCAAUGAACCAACUUUCGAUAAUUCCUCAACCCCGGCAUACAUAAUGGACUGCGGCAAGCAUAACCCCGACGCCAAUAUAUUAUUUUACCAGACGACAUAUCGCACAGACGCCAGCCAGGAGUAUGGGCAAAAGGACUACGUUUCUAGACGGGGGUGGCGUCAACCAAGGAGUACUCGAGACUGCUAGGGCCGCGAAUGAUGACUUUAUGAUAGACAUGUAGGACAACAGAGGGAAGAA